This is a messenger RNA of Prorocentrum cordatum, 2043 nucleotides long. The record is from the annotation of a GenBank genome assembly. NCBI's taxonomy places the organism in Eukaryota, Dinophyceae, Prorocentrales, Prorocentraceae.
AUGCUGCCGGCCAGGGCCGGCGCGGGCUCUGCGGGCGGCCGCCAGCGCCUCUGCGGAGCCCGCGGCGCGGCGCUGGCGGCCGCCGGCGGCCUCCUCGCGGUGUGGGCCCUCGCCCAGGGCCGGGGCGGGGACCCCCGCGCGGCCAUGCGAGCGCGGCGCUCAUCUGCGAUCUCCAGCCUGGCCAAGGCGGAGUGCGCGGAGAGCGGCGCAGACUGCACCAGCCUGAAGUGCUGCAAGGAGGCGGGCAUGCAGUGCUACCAGAAGAACCCGGGGUGGGCCGAGUGCCGUGCGGACUGCACGGAGGGCCUCGAUCUGCGCGGGCCAGACAACAGCUCUUGGUCCUGCAAGGAGCUGGGCGACCGGACCGCGGGUGACGUCCCUCCCCCGUGCGUCGGGGCCUUCGAGGACUGCGCGGCCUCCAGGUGCUGCAACGUCACGGGCUUCGCCUGCUACGAGAAGUCCAAGUCCGACGGGAGUGCAUUCUGCAAGGCCGAGUGCACCCCAGGGCCGGACCCGACGGACGCAGAUUCGACCCCGUGGACUUGCAAGAAGCUCGGCGCGGAGACCGCCGGGCCCGCCGACUGGGUGAAGAAGCAGUGCGCGCAGUCGGGCACGAACUGCAUCGAGGUGGGCUGCUGCGCGGACGAGGGCAAGCAGUGCUACGCCAAGGACUCGGGCUGGGGGCAGUGCAAGUACGGGUGCGUGGACCCGGCGGAGCCGUGGAAGGGGCUCGAGUGGAGCUGCGAAGAGAUCGGGCCGCGCACCCCGCAGGGCAAGCCCGCCCCCUGGGAAAACCAGAGGGCCACCGCGCCCUGGGUCGAGGCCGAGUGCGCCGGCCCCGGGGAGGACUGCAGCAAGCACCAGUGCUGCAAGGAGGAGGGCCAGCAGUGCUACACGAAGAACGAGGAGUGGUCAGCCUGCCGCCCCCAGUGUGAGGAGGGGCCCGACCUGUGGGACAACAACUACGAGCCGUGGAGCUGCUCCUCGCUCGGCUCCCGGACGCCCGGCUUCGCGAGGGGCCACACGGGUGCCGACCCCGUCUCCGACUGGGUGGCGACCAAGUGCGCCAACCAGACGAAGGAUUGCCGCAAGCAGCGGUGCUGCGCCGACCCCGGGCACGCAUGCUACGAGAAAAACGAGGAGUGGGCCACGUGCAUGAAGAGCUGCGACCCGGGCAAGCACGAGUACGAUGCGGACAACCUUCCCUGGACGUGCAACCAGAUCGGUCCGCGCACGCCUGUCCUCUGGGGAUCGCCAUCGCUCUUCUGCUACUCGGUCAUCACGAUCAACGACUACAGCAGCGAGCCAGAGCUGGUCAAGGGUCAGAUCGAGCGUGGUUCUGGCAUCUUCGAGUGCGACGAGUACGCCGUGUACAGCACCGCCGAGCCCACGGUCGUCGGCAUCGGGCCAUCUGGCAAAGUAACGACCAUCCAGUUUGAGCCCGCUGAGAUAACGACCAGCAAGGACGGCACCUCUGGCAACGCCGAGCUCUUCAUGCAUGUCUGGGACGCCGUGAAGGCGGACAAUCGCUGGAGCACGACAGACUGGACCGUAAAGGUGGAUCCCGACGCAGUGCUCAUCCCCUUCAGGCUGCGUCAGCACUUGAGGGAUCAUACAGGCCAAACGGCUUACAUCGUGAACUGCAACAAGCCGCUGCUGCCCGAAGGACCUAUGAUGUUCGGAGCGCUGGAGGCUUUCAGCCAGUCGGCCCUGGGCGUAUACUUCGCCAGGGAGCAGGAGUGCAUCGGCGGCAUGUACUGGAAGGACUGGGGCGAGGACUGGUUCAUGGGCCACUGCCUCGACUUCCUCGGCGUGGAGCAGGUCCACGACUACGAGAUCUACAGCGACGGCGUGUGCACCGGCGUGGACUGCAGCAACCCGGUGGCGGCGGCCUUCCACCCGAAGAAGGACAUCGGGAGCUGGAGCGCCUGCUACGAGGAGGCGCUGGCCGCGGGCAACACCAAGCAGGACGCGGAGGCGGCGGCCACGGGCGGCGGCGAGGGCGAGGGCGGCGAGGGCGAGGGCGGCGAGGGCGGCGUUUGA